AUGGAGGGCAGACGCGGCUCGACAAGGGAGCGCGGCCAGUGUGGGUGUGAGGGUGGUAACGAUGGAGAAAGCUCAUCGCCCAGCAAGGCCAAGCUCCGAGCUGUCGUUCAAGGGAUUCCAUCGAGAUGGCUGACAUUGCGGCCCAAGUCUGGCCCAUUCCUUGCCGACCAUGAAGGAUUCAUUUCUAGUGCUCUGGAAUGGGAAAGUAUAUCGACAUUGGGGUCGAGCAUUGACUGCAAUCUGCAAAGGGCAGUGAGGAAGUAA
This is a messenger RNA of Neurospora tetrasperma FGSC 2508, 264 nucleotides long. RefSeq lists its product as uncharacterized. The record is from RefSeq and is a predicted model, not a curated record. Lineage: Eukaryota; Fungi; Ascomycota; Sordariomycetes; Sordariales; Sordariaceae. The coding region runs from base 1 to 264 and encodes 87 amino acids. The transcript has 2 exons.